CAAUAAUUGAUCGAAAAGACCACGCUCUCUGUCUCUGUACUCAUGGAGCUGGUCAUGGAGGUAUCAUCUCUAUCCCCACCUCUGGACUUCGCCUAACCCAGACAAAGUAUACUACUGUUGACUACCGAAUAAUUUUCUUGCGGAUAUAAAAGCGCACCAUGGAGGUUAAAGAUGACAAAGAGAAGACGGGGGUUGAUUCAUGAUCGUCAAAAAGGUUUUACAGCAUAGUGCGGGAACAUUGAGUUGCGCAAGGCACCAUACCUUUCGCUUACUUGCACUUUGGCCUUUUCCCAAAGCCCCAUAGCCAACCAAUUUUACCCAUCACCGAGCCAGCUGACAGUGGCUGACACGCUCUCUCUCUCUUUCUCUCUCUCCUUGAUUUCCUUGAAAUAACGAUGCGGUGGAAGAUACAGCCAUGGUCCCAGUUAGUUCUUAUGUAGCUGUACACACGUACAAUUCCCGCUGUUUCGCAUCUUCCAAGGUCGUAUAGCUCGAAAUCUUGGCCAUUUGUUAUCCGGGAUUUGGCAGAAUUCAAUAAUGAAUGCCAGAGUCAGAACAAAGCUUCAGUCCAUGCAAUCUCCUCUCAAGUAUGAAAAACUGGAUAUGCAGGGGAGCAAGGUAAACGAUGCUGCAAAAGCAACCGCGAGUCAACGACCCUCCAGCAAAGAGAGAAAAGUUGCCUUGCAGCAAGACGUCGAUAAACUCAAGAAAAAGCUCAGACACGAAGAGAACAUUCACAGAGCUUUGGAUAGGGCUUUCAGCAGACCUUUGGGAGCUCUACCUCGUCUUCCCCCUUAUCUCCCUGCUUAUACAUUGGAGCUUCUUGCUGAGGUGGCUGUUCUGGAAGAGGAAGUGGUUCGGCUCGAACAGCAAGUUGUGCAUUUUAGACAGGAUCUGUACCAGGAAGCUGUCUAUAUAUCAUCCUCCAAAAGGGGCGCAGAAAAUUCAGCCGAUUCAUAUGCCCCAUACCCGGUUAAGAAUCACAAACCAGAGCGACGCAAAUUUUCAACCCUAAAUGGGUGUGAUUCAUCAGUGUCCACAAGGAGGCAUAAACCUUCUCUUUCUGAUGAUGUUCGGGGACAAGAGGAUCAAUCAUGUACAAAGUCAGUAAAGAAUGUAAAGGGAUCCUCUAUCCAUAAACCCCAAUCAGUAAAAACUCCAGUUAAGAGACCUCUCAUAUGCCAUAGAUCAGCAGAGAAGCGUUUAGAUCAUCAGAAUUUACAGGUAGAAUGCAGAUUGAAAGACCAACACAGUCUAGAAGCAAGAACCCCUGAUGAAGGGCCAGGAGAUGAUGGCCCAAACAGAAUUUCUGAAAAUAUAGUGGAAUGCUUAUCUAGCAUUCUACUAAGAAUGAGUUUGAAGAAGAAUCAAAGUACUGCAGAAAAUUUACCCUCCAUAUUGACCUCUUCAACUCGAGAAAGCAGUGAAGAAACAAAUUAUUGGGAUCCUUAUGGUGUUUGUUCAGUAUAUGGAAAGAGAGAUAUUGGUCCAUAUAAGAAAUUGUGUCGCAUUGAAGCUGGCUCAAUCAAUCCAAACCGAACAGCAAAUUCUGUGUUUCUACUUCGUAGAUUAAAACUCUUCCUGGAGAAACUUGCCUCUGUCAACUUAGAAAGCCUCAUCCAUCAGGAGAAGCUAGCAUUCUGGAUAAACAUUUACAAUUCCUGCAUGAUGAAUGCAUUCCUAGAACACGGAAUACCAGAGAGCCCUGAGAUGGUUGUUGCUUUGAUGCAGAAGGCAACAAUAAAUGUUGGGGGACACUUGCUAAAUGCAAUAACUAUAGAACAUUUCAUCUUGAGAUUGCCUUACCGCUCAAAAUAUACAUUUGUAAAGGGUGCGAAAAAUGAUGAGAAGACUAGGAGAAGCAUAUUUGGAUUGGAGUUUUCUGAACCCUUGGUGACAUUUGCCCUAUGCUGUGGAAGCUGGUCCUCCCCUGCUGUGAGGGUGUACACAGCUUCUCAGGUUGAGAAAGAACUGGAAGUGGCUAAAAGGGAGUACUUACAGGCUGCAGUUGGAAUUUCAACUACCAAGUUUGCUAUCCCAAAGCUUUUGGAUUGGUAUUUGCUCGACUUUGCCAAGGACUUGGAAUCGUUGCUUGAUUGGAUCUGUCUUCAGUUACCAAGUGAACUUGCCAAAGAAGCAAUUGGGUGUGUUGAGAGAGGCAAAAAGGAACCUCUUUCACAGUUUGUCCAAAUUAUUCCAUACGAGUUUAGUUUUAGGUACCUUUUAUACUCUCAAUAAACUUUGCAAUUUUCUUGUAUACACAGCUAUAGAAUGCAUAAGGAAGGUAGUUGUAUAUGAUACCUUGUAAGUAUUCGUGAGAUGAAUGGUCUCUUCACCUUGAGAUUCAGCAUGUAUUAUGCUCUGGAAAGAGUUUCAACUUCCAAAUAAAAAGGAAACUGAUUGAAUCU
Messenger RNA from Carya illinoinensis, 2408 nucleotides. RefSeq lists its product as uncharacterized. NCBI's taxonomy places the organism in Eukaryota, Viridiplantae, Streptophyta, Magnoliopsida, Fagales, Juglandaceae. The coding region runs from base 538 to 2238 and encodes 566 amino acids. The record is from RefSeq and is a predicted model, not a curated record. The transcript is spliced from 12 exons.